Molecule: messenger RNA, 2301 nt
Organism: Rhizoctonia solani
Lineage: Eukaryota; Fungi; Basidiomycota; Agaricomycetes; Cantharellales; Ceratobasidiaceae
Product: glycoside hydrolase family 95 protein
Exons: 16
Coding region: 1-2301 (766 amino acids)
Biological process (GO): carbohydrate metabolic process
Molecular function (GO): alpha-L-fucosidase activity
Source: RefSeq, a predicted model, not a curated record
AUGGUGGCAAUCAUCAACCUUCGGAACAAACUUAUUUGGCCUCCCAAUUGGCUAGGAUCAGGAACACUAUUUUUACCUCGUCAAAUGGAACAAUCCAAGGUGUUGAGCCACUGCCUAUCGAUGCAGGAGCAUACGGUGAGAAGCAUUGUCUCGAUGAUAACAUUUCCCAUUCAAACAAAUAUGCCCAAAGGGUCUUAUUCCGGUGCUGGGUAUCUUGAUAUCAACCGGACCGCUUCCGGAAAAGCUACCAAAUAUGCGAGAUGGCUCGAUAUGGACAGUGCAAUCUUGAAAACUGUCUGGACUGAACCCAGCAGCUCGUUUAACCGAACCUAUUUCUGUUCCAAUCCCACCCGGGCAUGCACUGUACAUACGGCAUCUUCUGCACCAGGCGCAUUCUCAGCUACCUUCUCCUUCUCCUCGCUCGACGGUCUGCCCACUCGCAACAUCACUUGCCUCGACACCUCCACUAUCCAGCUUCGCGGCUAUGCAGCAUCUCCGGGCAUGCUCUACGAGAUACUCGCCAGCAUACGCCACGCCGGGCCUGCAGGCAGCAGCGCCGCAUGUGUCGUGGAUGGCAAGUCGGGAGAUGCGGUGCUGGUAACAAAAGGAAGCACAGAAGCAUGGGUGAGCUGGGUGGGUGGGACAGAGUACUCGAUGGAGACAGGGAACGCGCAAAGCAGGUAUACGUUCAAGGGAGCAGAUCCGCAUGGAGAACUGGUGGGGCUACUGGCAAAGGCAGGGAAGGAGAGCGUAGGGAAUGGGCUGGCGAAUCACAUUGGGGACUACCGGGCAGCACUGGGAGGGUUCUCGCUGGACAUUGGACAGAAGAUGGAGAAGACGAAGACGACUGCAGAGCUACGAAAAGAGUACAAAACAGACGUCGGAAACCCAUACCUGGAAUGGCUGAUGUUUAACUACGGUCGAUACAUGCUUGUCGCGAGUACUCGGAGCUACCUUCCAGCCAAUUUGCAAGGCGUAUGGGCUCGUGAUGCGGGGGCGCCCUGGAGCGGAGAUUACCAUGCGAAUAUCAAUAUUCAGAUGAAUUAUUGGUUUGCUGAAAUGACUAACAUGAAAGUGACUUCUGCACUUUGGGAUUACAUGGCGAAAACAUGGGCUCCACGUGGUGCAGAGACGGCAAAGACGCUGUAUAAUGUCACUCGCGGCUGGGUAACGCACAAUGAAAUGAAUGUCUUUGGCCAUACUGGUAUGAAGGCGCUUGAAGGCUGGAACCCCGCUGAAUGGGCAAAUUACCCAGAAUCUGCUGCUUGGAUGAUGAUCCAUGUCUAUGAUCACUUUGACUAUACAAAUGAUGUAGCUUGGUGGCGCUCCCAGGGAUGGCCAUUGCUCAAGGGUGUAGCCCUAUUCUGGCUCGAUCAUCUAGUUGAAGAUCAGCGCUUUAAAGACGGCACUCUGGUAACCGCUCCUUGCAACUCUCCCGAACAGGCGAUCGUCACUCUUGGAUGCUCUCACUCGCAGCAACUCGUUUGGCAAUUGUUCGAAGCAGUCGAGAAGGGGUUUGGUGCAUCUGGCGAUAGGGACACGGAAUUCUUGCACGAGAUCGAGACAAAGAAACUCAAGCUCGACAAGGGCAUUCGUAUUGGAUCUUGGGGCCAGCUUCAAGAAUGGAAGCCUGAAUUUGAUCGCUCCAAUGACCUCCACCGUCAUUUAUCGCAUCUGAUCGGACUUUAUCCUGGCUACGUUCUGACCAACUUCAAGGCGCCUACCGGCCAAACACAAGGAAUUCCAAAAUUGACCAGGGAACAAGUAUUGAAAGCCAGUGAGAUUUCAUUAAGAUCCAGGGGCGACGGGACAGGGCCUGAUGGGGAUGCCGGUUGGGAGAAAGUCUGGCGUGCGGCAUGCUGGGCUCAAUUGCAAAAUUCAACCCAGUUCUACCACAUCCUUACUUACGCUAUCGAUCGCAACUUUGCAGAGAACCUCUGGAGCUUAUACAACCCCUUUGCAGAUGAUCCCAUUUUCCAAAUCGAUGCUAACUUGGGAUACCCGGCUGCCGUAUUGAACGCACUCAUACAAGCCCCGGACACUUCUUCAUUAUCCGACGCAUUGGCUGUCACGCUCCUGCCUGCGCUCCCGUCUGCUUGGGCUUCGGGAUCGAUUUCAGGAGCUCGCAUUCGCGGUGGUAUGACGCUGGAUCUUACUUGGUUGAAUGGCAAGGCAGUCCGAGCAAGCUUGAGAGUGGACUCCACUGUGCGCUACGCUCGCCAGGUACAACUCUGGUAUGGUGGAAAGCUUGUAACGGCAUUCUCCGCUACGGGAGGGCUGAAGCGUGAAUUCUCCUUCUAG